ACCCGACAUGUGUCUGACGACAGUUUUUAGAAAGCCGGACUGCGCCAAACGACUGCGAAGACGAGACACUUGUCCGCGUGUCGGGCUAAUUGAGAAUUACAUAAACAAAUCGGUUUCGUAAACCGCGGACAGAUAAAAGAGGCUUCCUCUGUGCUUAUCUCUGUUCCUGUUGCGCGGUUUCCAAAUUAGGAUGUGGGACUGGGGGAAGUUGUGAGUUGAGUAUUUUCGGUUGGAUGAAUGGACGAGUGGAGCCAUAUGUGCUGUGCGAAUUACACUCAUGUUUGCAAUUUGACGAAGGAAGAACCGCCCAUUCGAAGCGAGACCAUCGAAGAACUGAAAAGCAAACUCGAACACAGAGACUUACUGAGUCAUUGUCCAGACGACAACCCGGAGAAGAGAGAAAUGAUUCCUGAAGGAGUGAGGACGGGAGGUGGAGGAGCGCACGUGGUGACGGACGAAGGAGGAUUGAUCGUACCCCGGAAGCCAGCGAAUCCGGUGCGCGAAGACCCCGGACGACAGAACCUGCACAAGGAGUUGCUCUUCAAUCAAAAAAUUGGUAAAAACGUUCUAAGUCAAAAGACGGAAUUGCAACGGGCUAUGGAGAAACAAAAAGACAACAUGGCGAAAAAGCAAUUGGAAAAUCGGCUGGCUUCGAAUAAACCUGAAUUGGAAAAGGUGAUUGCAGACAGGGCGAGGAAAAUUGAAAAUCCUGACCAACAAGAUAAAAACGAAGAUGACAAAGUGAUAAAUCCAGAAUUCAUUCAGGCCAGAAUGAAACUGAAAAACCGACAAGACUUUAAAUAAUACCUAUCUGCGUCUAAAGUUAUCCUUUAUUAUUUCUUGUAUAUGUCAAAUAAAUUAGCAUUUAAUUUAACUGUUUAACUUUAUGUGAUAAGUAUUUUUUAGGUAAAUUAAGAGAGUCUGUGUACAUUGUGAAUUAAUAAAAAUAUUUUUCCUAUA
This is a messenger RNA of Aethina tumida (small hive beetle), 960 nucleotides long. Its product is annotated as protein FAM107B. The record is from RefSeq and is a predicted model, not a curated record. The transcript has 5 exons. The coding region runs from base 238 to 804 and encodes 188 amino acids. Lineage: Eukaryota; Metazoa; Arthropoda; Insecta; Coleoptera; Nitidulidae.